AUGUUGAGGUCCGUUGUUACUCGUUCUCGUGUUUCUGGUUUAAGAUCGGCAAACCUUUUGCGCCGUUGUUACUCUUCUCAUAAGGAAGUAAAGUUUGGUGUCGAUGCUAGAGCUUCUUUGUUGAGAGGUGUGGAGACUUUGGCUGAUGCUGUGCAGGCUACUCUAGGUCCAAAGGGUAGAAACGUGCUAAUUGAACAACCAUUUGGUGCUCCAAAGAUCACCAAGGAUGGUGUUACUGUUGCUAAGUCUAUUGUUCUAGAGGACAAAUUCGAAAACAUGGGUGCGAAGUUGUUGCAAGAAGUUGCUUCAAAGACCAAUGAAGCUGCUGGUGAUGGUACCACUUCUGCUACUGUUUUAGGUAGAGCCAUCUUUACCGAGUCGGUGAAGAACGUGGCUGCAGGUUGUAACCCAAUGGACUUGAGAAGAGGUUCUCAAGCUGCUGUUGAGAAGGUCAUUGAAUUCUUGAGUCAAAAUAAGAAAGAAAUUACUACCUCUGAAGAGAUUGCUCAAGUGGCUACUAUCUCUGCUAACGGUGAUGCUCACGUUGGUAAGCUAUUAGCCUCCGCUAUGGAGAAAGUCGGUAAGGAAGGUGUUAUUACCAUUAGGGAAGGCAGAACUUUGGAGGACGAAUUGGAAGUCACCGAAGGUAUGAGAUUCGAUCGUGGUUUCAUCUCUCCAUACUUUAUCACCGAUCCAAAAUCUGGUAAAGUUGAAUUUGAAAAGCCAUUGAUCUUGAUUAGCGAAAAGAAGAUUUCUUCCAUUCAGGAUAUCUUGCCAGCUUUGGAAAUUUCCAACCAGUCUAGAAGACCACUUUUGAUCCUUGCUGAGGACGUUGAUGGUGAAGCUCUUGCUGCUUGUAUCCUUAACAAAUUGAGAGGUCAAGUCAAGGUUUGUGCCGUUAAGGCCCCAGGUUUCGGUGACAACAGAAAGAAUACUUUGGGUGAUAUUGCUGUUUUGACCGGAGGUACUGUCUUCACUGAAGAGCUGGACCUAAAACCAGAACAAUGCACAAUCGAGCAACUAGGCUCUUGUGAUUCUAUCACCAUUACUAAGGAAGACACCGUUGUAUUGAACGGUAACGGUUCUAAGGAUGCUCUUGAGACCAGAGUGGAACAAAUCAAGAACUCUAUAGAUCUAACCACCACAAACUCUUAUGAAAAGGAGAAGCUACAAGAACGUCUAGCUAAACUUUCCGGUGGUGUUGCCGUCAUUAGAGUCGGCGGUGCUUCUGAAGUGGAAGUUGGUGAAAAGAAGGAUCGUUACGACGAUGCUUUGAACGCUACCAGAGCCGCUGUUGAAGAAGGUAUCCUCCCAGGUGGUGGUACCGCUUUGGCCAAGGCUACUCGUGUCUUGGACGAAGUCAAGGUCGACAACUUUGACCAAAAACUAGGUGUGGAUAUUAUCAGAAAGGCUAUCUCUAGACCAGCUAGACAAAUCAUCGAGAACGCCGGUGAAGAAGGUUCCGUUAUUGUUGGUAAAAUGGUUGAUGAGUAUGGUAGUGAUUUCGCCAAGGGUUACGACUCUUCGAAGAGCGAAUUUACCGAUAUGUUAGCUGCUGGUAUCAUCGAUCCUUUCAAGGUCGUGAGAUCCGGUUUGGUUGAUGCUUCUGGUGUUGCAUCAUUGCUAGCAACCACUGAAGUCGCCAUUGUCGAUGCUCCACAACCACCAUCUCCAGGUGGCGCCGGUAUUCCAGGUGGUAUGCCAGGUAUGCCAGGCAUGAUGUAG
This is a messenger RNA of Torulaspora delbrueckii, 1725 nucleotides long. RefSeq names its product chaperone ATPase HSP60 (gene HSP60). The record is from RefSeq and is a predicted model, not a curated record. Bases 1 to 1725 code for a protein of 574 amino acids. Gene Ontology annotation, biological process: protein refolding; mitochondrial unfolded protein response; apoptotic mitochondrial changes. The transcript has a single exon. Gene Ontology annotation, cellular component: mitochondrial inner membrane; mitochondrial matrix. Lineage: Eukaryota; Fungi; Ascomycota; Saccharomycetes; Saccharomycetales; Saccharomycetaceae. Gene Ontology annotation, molecular function: ATP-dependent protein folding chaperone; ATP binding; protein-folding chaperone binding.